Messenger RNA from Yamadazyma tenuis ATCC 10573, 8460 nucleotides. It is a transcript of the gene TEL1, whose product is annotated as DNA-binding protein kinase. Gene Ontology annotation, molecular function: protein serine/threonine kinase activity. Lineage: Eukaryota; Fungi; Ascomycota; Pichiomycetes; Serinales; Debaryomycetaceae. The record is from RefSeq and is a predicted model, not a curated record. Gene Ontology annotation, biological process: DNA repair.
AUGAUUAUUUGCAGCAUCAAAAAGAUCAAACAGUCGCGUAUCGAUAAAAUAUUCACUGAUGAGGUAAUGUUAGGUGAUAGGGAAGUGAUCCAGCUUUUGGAGUCUACAAAGUCCACUGAUAGAAACAAAGGACUCAAAAGACUCUCCGCCAAACGUUAUUCAAGUGACAUCAAGCAGAUGAUGGAGCUUUGCAAGGCAUUGAUCCAUUUUAUUGAGUUUGAAUGUCUCCACAAGACGUCAACCUCACAAGGACGAAGAGCAAGUGCUUGUUGGUCAUUAAGAGAGGCGAUCGAAGGAAUAAUAGAUUACUUUCCUCCUCGUGCAUCAGUAUUGAUGACAUUGUUGACGAUGAUUUUGACAAUUGCAAAUGGUGAAUUCCUCGAUAAUAUCCUACCUGUCAUAACCAUUAUUUUGAAACAGCAGUACGUGAGAGAACAUUUCAACGAACAAAUGUGGAAGUCUGCUAUUGGGUUCUUCACAAGCUCCUUGCAAAAAGAGAAUGAUACAAGCUUAGAUGAGAACUUAAUCAAGGGGCUUAUCGUUCUUCUCAAUACGAAUGACGUUGUCUAUUCAGUGAUAUACUCACUAGAUAUCAAGCUGUUAAUUGACUCGUUACAGACGGUUUUAGUGAGAGGUCACAAUAGUGUAUCACUUUGCUCAAGUAUUCUUGUUCUUAUCAAUCGCUUUUUGGCUGUGCUAUCCUGCGAACAGUACCCGUUACUCGUUGAACUAGUUGAAAUGGGAUUUAGACUAUUAUCGUUGAACAAAUACAGUUUUGGGAAUAGACACGGAAUAAACCAAGAAACAAUUGACUUCUUAAACUCAGAGGCUGUGUAUUUUGAGAUUGACAACCUAAUAGACACCCAGUCAGACUCAUUAUCUCAGUUAUCUGAUGUGAUAUCUGCUUACGUUGCUGCUAGUAUUGAUGAUCUAGUUUCUACAGGAAAACCACUCUUUGUUCAAAAUGUUGGAAUUAUAGUAGAUCAUAUCCCCGUGGAUGGUUAUGGACUCAAUACAAUUCAAUGGAAUAAUAAUGGAGACAAAUACUAUGGUAAAGAUGACGAUAGUAUUUGGUUUUUUUUCGUCGGCCUUUCGAAGCUAAUUCAGUACUUCUACAGGAUCAACAAUGGAUCAGCCUCACCAAAUACCCUUGGAAUAGAAGAAAUUCAAGGUGAAACACUCUUAAUGACUCAGAAACAGGGGUCUAAAAGGAAGAAAAGAAAACUAUCACCUUCCACCUUGGGUUCAUUGAAACAGUCAUUUGACGAAUACGAAUUUGUCCAGCAGUUGAUGGCUUCGAACAAUGGUAAAUAUCAUCAGGUUGGACUUCAAUUGAUGAUACUCAUGCUUGAGUUAUAUCCCAUUACUAUUGGGUCUGCUAUUGGUGGUGAAAGCAAUGCUGGUGCUACUGAGUCAAGCACAGACACUGAAGACUUGGAUUUUGGGACGUCUGUAUUGUUUACUUCUUUUUUGACGAAUGACGAGGACAGCAUUGUUACUGCUAUCCUUUCUUCUUCAAAUGACAAAAGUUUGACAAUUUGGUCCUUAAUAGCUUUGAAUUCGUUUUUGUGCAACAUAACGAGCUGCGAUUAUUCAUUAUCCAGUGAUACAAUCCGACUGAUAUUCAAGUUUAUCUUGCCCUUUGUGCGGAUAGAACAAUACAGCGAGAUUUCUUGUAAUAUCUUGUAUCAUUUGGUUGAAUUUGUGAUGGUAAAAGAAGUUGAUCCUAAGACUAUAUCUGAUGCUUCCUUGAUUAAUCAAGUUCAAAACAUCUAUGAAUUAGCGAAUUUUUUGGGCCCCACGAGUUUGAAUGAUUCCAGCUUAAAGUUUUGGCUUGCAUUUUGCAAGUUAAUCAAAUUCUUGGGAUUAAACUUACGACAAUUUCAAAAUGUGGUUACAAAUUGGUUCCUUCAUAAAUGGGACCAGGUGUUCGACAUCGAAAAGAUUGAUUUCAAAAUCACUCUUACGAAUUUCCACAUAUAUGCUUACUGGUUGACUUCUUCGGAGGAUCAAUGGCACACAAUCAAUGAACUCAAUGAGAAACAAAUCCACCCACUUCUAACAACCAGGAAUAAAGCUAUAAGAGACUUUGCUUGGAGUUCCAAAACUUUAUUCUCCAAUGAUAGGCCCGGUUCUAACAUCAAAGGUUACAUGAUAGAACGACUUAACAAGGAUGAGGCUUUUGAUUCUGUUAUAUCUAAGUUUUUUGGAUUAAUACAUGGGUUUGGGCGGAUGAGCUCGUACGAACAUAUGGACAAUUUUCUUCGCUUCAGAUUGAUAGCCCUGCGUCUUUCUUUGUUCGAGAAUGGAUACAAAAUGGUCAUGAACUACAGGCCAGACUCAGUUUCAAUGCAGCUUCUAAAUGCUGAAAGUCUAGACAAAAUAAUAUCUGCGCAAGGCCAUCAAGAUUAUCAUGCAUUAAUAAUAGAAGAUACUUGGGAUAAAAUUAUGAUGACUUUGGGAUAUAAGGAUAUUAAAAUAGAUCUUCUUACUAUUGAAGCAGCCUUUCAACUUCAGCAUCCAGAUUUGAAGGAGAUGCGUACGAUUUUGGCGAUAGUUGAAGGGAAUCCCAAAUUGGGGCUUGCCCACGAAACAGAUUUAGUUAAAUGCUUAAUGGGGCCACUGCUCGACGCCUCCUUGAUUUUGAUAUUCAGGUUAUCUGAGAUCCCUCUUGUUUCCAAUAGCAGGGAUAUCGGAGUCAAGUGUCUCUUUCUACUCGGUGAAAAGUUUUUGAAUAAUGUGCUCUAUGAAAGAAACGAAUUGAUGCUUGUUUCAACAUGCAGGUGGGUUGGAAACAUGGCUCUUAAUUUGUCUACUGAAAGUGUGGUCCUUGAUGUUCUAGAAUGGCUCAUUUUGGCAGCAGAUAGGCGUUUGAUGCAUACCGAGACUUCUUGCACCGAAUAUGCCCGCAUGCUUUUAAAAAUAUUGCAGCCAAAGUACGAUGAGAAAGGUGAACUUCUAAUUCUCGAUUUGAAAGGUCGGGUUGAGGUUGACACUGUCAAAAGCUCUUUCUUAGAUUAUUUCAGAUCAAUAACUUCCGACAGCAGAAUAAGCUUGGUAGAUGAUAUUAAUGAUCUUUUAUCCAGUUUGAGAUCUACAAAAGAGCAGAUCGAGUUUUACAAGUCUUUGAUUAAUUGUUUCCAGUCGAAAAAUUCAACGGGAGAUAUUGGUUAUAUCCUAUUUUUGUCGUUGAUUUCAGUGAUCAACUUCGAGAUUGUCAAGUCAACAAUAUUCAAUCUUUUAGAGAUUGGAUUAUACAAACCUUUGGAGAACAGUGUACGGAAAGCUUUGCAGAUUAUUCGGAAAAACUGUUCGGCUGGUAGUAUCAAGCAAAUUUUCCAGUUAGCACGACUUCCAAUAUUCAAAUCAUGGUACCUUCAUUACAGGCUGUUCAACAAAUUCCCUUUCAAGUAUUUGGGAUAUGAUAAAAAACUAUUCUAUGAUCUAUAUAAGAGUGAGCUUUUAAGCGUGGUGAUUGCUUCAAAUUCCAAUCUAUAUGAGGAAGAAAUCAACGCCCUCAUGAAUACCAAGAAGCAAUCACUAAUCAGCGAGUCACUACCUUUGGCAUUUGCAUUAGCUUAUAUUCCUGGGGGAAUUAGGAAUGAAGUUCAGAAAAGACUAAUUCAUUUGAGUGAGGAAGAUAUUGGUAAGCAGCUAGCAAGAAGUUUGGAUUUGAUAGUCUUAGAAGUCUUAAGAUUGGUGGAUACCUCCGAUUUAUCUUUGGCAAUCGAUUACACGAAAAUAAGCUGUAACUUUACAAGUUUCUACAACACAAAUCCAAACUACAUAUCUAUGAAAUCAGGACUAGAGCUUGUAAGCCACCUUUCAAGAAAAUUCUAUUCUUAUAGAGACUUCUGGAACACUAAAAGAUUGUACUUCUUCUUUCGGAAGUUGAUAAUCGAUCUUGAAGAAUGCAUUAGCCUUGACCAGAAACAUACUUGCUUGAGAAGAAUAAUUCUUGUAUUGAUACUAAGUAAAAAAGAUUCAGAAACAAAGUUUAGUGUCUUGAAUGAUAGGGUAUUGGCUUGUUUGGUAGAAAAGGUUUUACCACUUGUACAUGUCAAGCGAUUUGCUUCUGAUAUUGUAAGUUUCUUCGCUUUGCUUGAGUUGAACACUUUUGAUGAACAGGAUGAAUAUACCGACUCGCUUGAGUACAACAGUUUGGUAAUAUCAAUAUUAUCGACUCUAGUGCCAACGAAAAAUUCUCUGGUAGAUUCAAAAGGUGUUUCAGAUAUACUUGAGGCCCUUGCAUGUUCCAAGAAACAGUUUGAAGAUAUUAUCAGCCUGAUACUCCAAAUUUGUGAUGAUCGUCAUGACACAUUGAGUCCAGUUGAUAUUGUGCCCCUUGUGAGUUUCAAAGUGAAUGGGUCGUUUGAACCAGGUCUCAAGAUUUGCUCCUUCUUAGCCAACAAGCAGGAACUUAUUGGAACGAGUUCCAGAAGUUUUAUUAAUGCUGUGAUGCAAACUUCCAUUAGCACUUUCUCAGAUGCAUUCAAACAAAUUUGUGCAAAAACACUUAGUGAUGAAUAUUUCAACCAAGGUUUGACUAUUGAUACAAAAGUAUUGGAUAGAGUAUACGAGUUUGAUGAUAUUGAAGGUGUCAAAUACAUUGAUAAAAUAAUAGGGCAUAUAUUCGACUACCAAAUAUCAUCAGACUACAGCAUUUCUACAUUAGCAGACUUAACGGUUGGUCAACUAUUGGAAAUAGAAGAGUCCGUUAUUGCAUCUGUUGAUGAGAAUAAAAAAGAAUACAUUACGAAAUGGCCAGAGACACUCAUUAGCAGUUUUUUCAAAAGAUCAGUGGAGUUGGAAAGGAAAAGUACAGAAGAUGAUUUAGAAAAGUGGGUCACUCAAGUUUUCAUAAACAUUAUUGAUGGUCUACCUAAACCGCAAGAACAGUUCUUUAGGAUUAUCAAAAACUUUGGACAUUGUAACAAACAGUUUAUUCAAAGAUGUCUACCUUACCUUACUUGUUAUUAUCUUGAGGCAAAGUGUUCAGAAGAUAAAGUGAUUACAUUCGUGAAUGAAUUCUUAGAAAACAGUGCAUUACAUUCCAGAAAUCUGACUGAAUUGAUUUUGAAGUUGAUUCUUUUGGUAAGGCAGGAAGCACGCAGAGGAGUUCCCACUUUCCUGAUAGUAUAUGAGAGGCUUGACAUUGAAAAAGCUUGUUCAGCUGCUUCUAAAUUCGAUUUUUUUAAGACUGGAUGGUUACUACUCGAGGACAAUCACCAGAGAACUAAACUCUCCAAAUUACAAGGAAAGAAUAACUGGUACGAAAGAGAUUAUAUCUUAAGAAUUUUUGAAUCUAUUGAUUGUGAAGAUAUAAUGAAUGGCUUUCCACAAAAGAACACUUUGGAUUCUGCUUUAAGCUUGAUGAGGAAGGGGAUAGAAUUUAAGUCAACAGAAAGAACGAAAUAUGAGCUUGGAAAGCUUGAAACGAACUUUAUUUUGAAUAAAAGUCUGAAUACAAGUAAUUUGUUGGAAGCCAUGUUAACUGAUGGUUUGACAGGGACUUCGAAAGUGCUCGGGGAAAGCAUGAAUCUUAAUGAUACCACCCACUGCAACUAUGAGUGGGCCUGGAAAUUGAACAACUGGACUCUCCCCAUUCCCCAAAAACCAAAAUCGAAUCAUGAAUUCAUUUACAAAUCUUUGAGUAUCGUCAAAGAUCAACAGGCGGUCCUAACGGAAAGUGAAGACUCUAAUUUGACUCUGGAAAUUCAGACUAAACUCAAUUCAGUUUUAGUUGAUGCAGUGAACCGAAAGGAUACGAUUUUGAACAUUCACGAUUACAAAAGUUUACAUCUCAACCUUGAAGACUUCUAUUCCACAUUGUCCAUUUUGAACCUCAUUUUGAAGUGCUGCAGCAACACAGACAUCCAAUUUAAGGAGUAUGAACAGUUUAAAGAUUGUGCCUUCGAAAAAAUUGAUAACAUCGUAUUCAGUCGAAUAAUGACCCUCAAAGUCCUCAAGGACACCAGAAGGUCCCAAAAUUCUAACUUGAUCAAUGCAUUGGCCAUGUACAACAACAUGGCCAUAAAACACAACAAGGGGCAGAAAAGUAUCAACACCAUUAUGACUAUGAACGAACUUGCCAAGGAUGGACUCAAGAGUGACUUAAUAGCGAAUGUUGCUAAGUACCAUAUAUCCAAAGGAUUAUGGCAUCAAAAUCAUCCGAUUAUCGCUGUGUCAAUGAUGCUAGAAUUGAAGAAUGAACUACCACGAACAUUGAGUCCUUUUCAAUGUGACGCAGAUUACUCUAGUAUCAAUGAUUUGAUUGUUGAUUCAACUUUGGUUGAAUGGCUAUCUGAAUCCAAGCAGGAGCUUCCAACCACAAUUAUGGAAAGGUACUUCCAAGGAGACCAAUCCACUUUGUUAAGAGACUCGUCUGCAAGACUUAUCAGUACCACACAUCAGAAGCUAGGAAGGUUCUGUGAAACACAGUAUAGAUCAGGUGAAAUCAACAAAGAACUAGCCAAAAUGGAUAAGCAGGUCCAGUCCAAACGCCGGGAAUUAAAUAGUAUCAAAGAUCAUUACAGCAAAAUCUCAGUGCCAACACAAGAAAAGAAAGCAGUUCAGAAGUAUUAUACUAAGCUCAAGCUCCAGUAUACCAGCGAGAGUAAAGAUAAUAAAGAAUUGAAAGAAACCAGAGUUGUGUUUUUGACGAAGGCCAUAGAAUGCUAUUUGACAAGCAUAUUUAGAAGUGAUGAUUUUGAAGUUGUUGAUAAGUUCUUCUCCCUUUGGUUUGAGGAAUCGAAAGUAACCGAACUAAACAAUAUGAUCAACGAAAAAUUCAGUUCUGAUAUGAUAACUCAUUCACAUAGAUUUAUGGGAUGGAUCUCUCAGUUAAUUUCAAGGUUAUCUGAUGAACCUGAUACUGAUACUUUCCAGAAAUUGAUCAGAGGUUUAAUUAAAGAAAUCUGCUACAAGUUUCCAUUUCAUUCAUUGUACCAUUUGAUUUCUUUGAAGGAGCAUGCUUCACAUGUGAAUAGUGAUGAGGAAGUCAUGUGGUCCAAAAUCAAAGCUGCAAACAAAAUAUUUACAUCCUUAAGGAAUGACACAAAUGUUGAAUAUGUCUCUAAAGUAUUGGACCCAGUGUAUCAGUUUUGUACGGAAGCUGUAAGCUUGUCCAAGUAUAAGCUGCAAAGAGGCAAGUCGUUUGAUUUACGGAAGAAUUCCAAGCUAAAUACUGAAUUCUGGUUAAAUUUGCCUCAUAUUCCAGCACCAACCCAAACAAUAACUGACAAUGUCCCUGUGCUUGAAUCCAUAGACCCUAUAAUGUCGAUUGCUACCAGUGGAUUGAGUUUACCGAAAAUAGGAAGGUUCCGUUUAUCUAACGGAAAGGAAACCAAAAUCUUGUUCAAAUAUGGAACCGAUGAUUUACGGCAAGACGCUAUUAUGGAACAAGUAUUCGAAAAGGUUAAUCAAAUCUUCAAAAACAACCACGAAAGUAGUAAACGUCACUUGCAAAUACGUACCUACAAGAUUGUGCCCAUUGGUCCUAAUAGUGGAAUAAUUGAAUUUGUUCCAAACUCAAUGGCUCUAAUUGAUAUUAUAAAACCAUACCAUGAACGGAAAGACAAGAUCCAGCUAUCGAAAGCCAGAGAACUCAUGAAAGCUUGCCAGAACAACGAGAGAUCCGAGAGAAUUAAAGUGUUCAAACAAGAGAUCAUUCCCAAAAUAUCACCAGUUCUUCAUGACUUCUUUUUUGAUAAUUUCCUAACCCCCAAAACAUGGUUCAACAGUAGGUUGUGUUACAGUCGUGGACUCUCGAUUACAUCCAUUGUUGGACAUAUUUUGGGUCUAGGUGAUAGGCAUUGUAACAAUAUUCUUUUAGAUAAGCGUUCAGGAGAACCUAUUCACAUUGACCUUGGCGUUGCUUUUGACCAAGGAACAAGACUACCAAUCCCAGAAAUGGUUCCUUUCAGAUUGACCAAUGAUCUAGUCGAUGGGUUGGGCAUUACAGGGAUAAAAGGUAUCUUCAGCACCAGCUGUGAAGUAACAUUUACUAUCCUCAGAGAGAACCAAGAUCACAUUAUAAGCAUAUUAAAUAUCCUAAAGUGGGAUCCGUUGUAUUCUUGGGCUCUUUCACCAUUAAGAAAGAGAAAGUUACAACUGGAUGAUGGAGAUGAAGGAGUUAUAAAUGAGCCAGAAAACGAUAUCAGUGAAGCUGGCCAAGCCAUUAUGACUGUUCGAGAUAAGCUUCAAGCCAACGGAUUGAGCUCUGAAACUGUUGUAAGAGAAUUAAUAAAUACUGCAAUCAAUCCGGACAAUUUAGCAGUAAUCUUCUGUGGUUGGAGCCCAUUUUACUAGGGUUAUACUUACAAUAUAUUGCAUUUUUUUAGCCCUUUCGUAUUGCUCGAGAAAAAAAUAUGUCAUCUCAGGGUGCAUACCAUUAUAUUACAAUUGUCCAAUCAAUGCAUUUCAAAGUAUAGACGAGUAUUAAACAAUGAUGCAAAAAAA